Suillus plorans is the source of this 1535-nucleotide messenger RNA. RefSeq lists its product as uncharacterized. Lineage: Eukaryota; Fungi; Basidiomycota; Agaricomycetes; Boletales; Suillaceae. The transcript is spliced from 15 exons. Bases 323 to 1402 code for a protein of 359 amino acids. The record is from RefSeq and is a predicted model, not a curated record.
GUACGAGGCGAUGGAUAAGGUGAGAUACAUUUGCUCCACUUCGACCUACUCUGUAUCACUGUUUCUUGUCCGACUUCUCUGGUAUGCUUGUCUCGAUCACAUCACGCUUAAACCUGUGUUAGAUUGAUGCCUACAAGAUUUCAUAAAGAGCUCCUCAAUUUUUGCAUGUGGUGCUAUCUGUAUGUUGCGACAUGUGACUGUUUGGAUUCGUAUCUUUGGCAUCCUGUGAAGGUGGAAUAAGGAUUCUAAAGCGACGAUGUGUCUCUCGCAACCUUUACCGGCUCCUGCUCAAGUCGGCACUGCAAAACGUCACUGAAAUAAAAUGGCCACUGACCGAGGCUGUACAAUCGGAAAUCGGGCUUUUUGUGCCUGUUACAGGCUUCUUGUUUCCCAUCACGAGCGCUGUUGCUAUAGACCACUAACCUUCCCCACUCGCCUACACCUAUCCUCGACCAUGACCUACGUCUCAAAUGAUCCAAGUUGGUGGCCGAGAAUGAAUCUCGUUAUGUUUUUCAGCUAUUGGGAAGUUGCUACCGGCGUCGUAAUGAUAUAUGAUUGGGUCUUAACAUUCGGAGAAGAGAUUGAACUCAUCUGGAGACAACGCUGGUCUCUGAUGACUGUGCUUUAUUUGAUUAUACGCUAUAUCAGAACACCGUAUUCUGUUGUCAAUCUUCUGCGAAGUAUGCCAUCGGUAUCGCUGACAGAUGCAGUGAGCGCGAUCACGUACUACGCAACAAAUGGCACAACUGUGGCCGUGAUUUGCAUGUUGGGCGUGAUCACGAUUGCUCGGUUGCAUGCCAUGUAUCAAGGAUCUAGAAUGAUGCUUAUAUUCCUUGUUAUUAUCUUCCUGGCUGUAAUCAUCGCCUGUGGAGUAAUCACAGCAAUAGAACUCGACGAUAUUGUAGCAGAGGAGUCGAUACUCUCUGGCACAUAUAUGUGCGGUUAUGUAUUUGGAGGGGACGAGCAGCUUCUUACUUCGAUGUUUUGGAUGCUCAACACUGUUUGGGAGAUCCUCGCACUGUGUCUUUCAGUCUGGGUUGCCGUAAAACACUUCCGUGAGCUGCGACGACUCGGCCGAUCGACAGGAUCGACCAUCGGGGACUAUUUCAGAGUGCUCAUACAAUCUCACGUUCUUUAUUUUGCAAGCUUUGUUGGUGUCUCUUGUCUCCAGCUUGCUGUUCUCUCUUUAGAAAUCUCGCAUUCAAAUUCUAUCGCACCUCUGAUACUCGGAGGUGCUCUCCGAAUUUCAUCGGCUGUGCAGAUGUUUGUGCUGGGACCACGCCUUAUUCUUAGCGUUCGAGAGUACCACGCCAAACUAGUGGAAGACUCCGACGCAGACACUAGCAUCAAUUCGAUUGUUUUCCAGGAGCGUGUACAUGUAUCAACUAGCAGUACUGUGUAGGGAAAUGCUUGCCGAGUGGUCUGCAGGGAGGAGAAAUUUGGUGCAGGAUCCGUUGUGGUAUUUAUUUAACAUAUUGUAUUCCGAAGUAUAUUUGAAAGGUCCAGGCAAACCUGUUUCUUGCUGUAUCCCUGCA